Messenger RNA from Zea mays, 1747 nucleotides. Its product is annotated as virulent strain associated lipoprotein. Gene Ontology annotation, cellular component: nucleoplasm; mitochondrion. Gene Ontology annotation, molecular function: cadherin binding. The transcript has 3 exons. NCBI's taxonomy places the organism in Eukaryota, Viridiplantae, Streptophyta, Magnoliopsida, Poales, Poaceae. The record is from RefSeq and is marked provisional. The coding region runs from base 868 to 1614 and encodes 248 amino acids.
CAGAUAGAUUCCGCGGGCUGCGAGCAUCCCCCACCUCAUCGGCCCCCGCGUGCGGCGGCGGGCGACUCUACCUGACCUGGCCUGCGUCCUCCCGCUUUCCAGCCAGCAAGCCAGACUCCGCCCCUCUCCGAAGGCUCCGAUCGUCUGGUUUCGUCCAGAUCCGGCUCCGCUGAGGCUCUAGAUCGCGUCGCGCACGAUGCAACGCGACCUGUCGCGGUCGCUGUCUCCGCCGCGCCGGCGUCGGCGGUCGCCAUCACCCGAGCGGUACCGCGGCCGGAGGGGCCGUAGGGACCGAAGCCCUAGCCGUAGCAGGUCCCCCUAUCGCCCCUCGUAUAGGUGACCACAUCUCCCGACACACGCCACAGAAAUCUGGCGAGUCUUCGUUUUAUUUUUUUGGGGUUUGUACUGUAAAAAAUUUGAGGCGAUGCUGAUCGCCUUCAUUCGAAUUUUGUACUAUAGCUUGGUUUGUGACUGUUAGAGGUGGAUAGUGUGGUAGUAUAUUGUGCCAUAUCAUACUUGAAUUAAAUAUGAUUAUGAACGUCAAAUUUCAUAACACCAUGAUUUCUGAUUUCCAAGGGGAAAAUGAUUUGGAUGCUUUUGCAUUACAGAAUUAAAAUAAAAAUGCUUCGAUGCAGCAUGGAAUAUAUCAGCAGAUGAAGCUUAGAUAUAGUUAUGCCAUGUUUUGCAUUACCUGCCUAUACAGACUAACAAGAGUUGUUUUCGUAAAACGCAUGGAAUCUACAAAGAUUUUACUCUGUGCUGUAUUGCUGUGGAAUGCUCUACCCCUGUAACAGUGUCUAAGGUAACUGCUUUUGCCCAUGUUUUAGGGCUUCAAGAGAUAAUGGUAAUUCCUUGUCUAUUGUUGUGAUGAUCCUAAUUUUAUCCUUACAGUGCUCAUCUUUGUCUUGCAGAAGGAGGAGCCCUUUCCCAUCCCCGAGAAGGCGUGAGAGCUGUUCUCCAUCUCCUAGGAGGCGCAAUAGUCCACCUCCAUCACGGAAGCGUUACAGAAGAAAGAGCAGUCCGAGUGUCAUUAGCUCUCCAGUUACUGCAUCUCAAAGUUCCCACCUUGGGUUGGAAGAGAAUAAGAAUGCUAUUGAUACGCAAAGGCUACAAGAAGAAAAGAAAAGGCGCCGGAAGGAAGUUGAACUUAGACUAAUAGAGGAGGACACAGCUAAAAGAGUUGAGCAAGCUAUUAGGAAGAAGGUUGAGGAGAGUCUGAAUUGUGAUGAAAUUAAGCGUGAAAUACAACGUCGGAUUGAGGAAGGACGAAAAAGGAUACAUGAGGAGGUAGCAAUCCAGAUGGAGAAAGAAAAGGAGUCAGCCUUAAAUGAAGCCAAGCUGAAAGUGGAACGAGAAAAAAAGGAGCGGAAUGAGCUAGAGAAAAAGCUUGAAGAAGAACGAAAGAAGGCUGAAGAGGCGUUGAGGAAAGAGGCGAUGGAACAGCAGCAGAAAGAGCUAGAGCGGUAUCAGGAGCUGGAGAGGCUUCAGAAGGAAAGAGAGGAGGCCAUGAAGCGGAAAAAAAUGGAGGAAGAGCAGCAGAGGCAAAACCAGAUGAAACUGCUGGGCAAGAACAAGUCGCGGCCGAAGCUGUCAUUUGCUUUUGGGAUGAAGUAGCGUUCGAGUCACCGAACGAAAUUAGUGUUUUAGUUUCCUGUAACCCUGUAUUUCCUGAAACCACCAUUGUCUAACUUUGGCAGACAAAUUGGGACGUCUUAAAUCCUCCUGAUCUGCUUUGUAAGUUGCCGUC